CUCUCUCUCUUUUAAGCUUUGCUUCACUUCUAAUCUUCUCAAAACCUAACACCCUUUUGCCCCUUUCUUAUGUAUCUUUUAUUUCUGUGGUGGGUUUCUUAAAUAGAAACCUUAAUUAUCAUUUUCUUGUGUUUUUUUUUUGGUUCUUGAUUUUUCGGCCAAAAAAUGGAGCAAGAAGGAGCACUUGUUAUAGUACCGGCGGCAGUACCCGUUACGACGGCGACGCCGAAGAGGGCGGUGGCUCCGCCGCCGACGUCGUUAGCGCCGGGUUUCAGGUUUCAUCCAACGGAUGAGGAGUUGGUGAGGUACUAUCUAAGGAGAAAAGCUUGUUCGAAGCCAUUUCGGUUUCAGGCUGUUUCUGAAAUUGAUGUUUACAAAUCUGAGCCUUGGGAACUUGCAGAAUAUUCAUCGCUGAAGACCAGAGAUCUAGAGUGGUACUUUUUCAGCCCUGUAGAUAGGAAGUAUGGGAAUGGAUCUCGACUUAACCGAGCCACUGGCAAGGGCUACUGGAAAGCUACUGGGAAGGAUCGUCCUGUUCGCCACAAGUCUCAGACCAUUGGAAUGAAGAAAACACUCGUUUUCCAUAGUGGUCGAGCUCCCGAUGGUAAGAGAACUAAUUGGGUGAUGCAUGAGUACAGACUUACUGAUGAAGAAUUGGAAAGGGCUGGAGUUGUGCAGGAUGCCUUUGUACUUUGUAGAAUCUUCCAAAAAAGUGGAUUAGGACCUCCGAAUGGCGACAGAUAUGCGCCAUUUAUUGAGGAGGAAUGGGAUGAUGAUACAGCCCUCCUGGUUCCCGGAGGAGAGACAGAGGAUGACGCGGCCAAUGGUGAUGAAGCGCGAGUUGAGGGCAAUGACCUUGACCAGGAUGCUCGACAUAAGGCUCCUCCUCGCCAAAGCGAGAACCUGCUCGAUCCCCAACCUAUUCCGUUUAUUUGCAAGAGGGAGAGAUCACCAGAAGAUCCAGAACCCCUCUCUUUAGCUCAAAGCAAAAGAUCCAAGCGCGAA
Messenger RNA from Nicotiana tabacum (common tobacco), 1005 nucleotides. RefSeq names its product NAC domain containing protein 50. NCBI's taxonomy places the organism in Eukaryota, Viridiplantae, Streptophyta, Magnoliopsida, Solanales, Solanaceae. Gene Ontology annotation, biological process: regulation of DNA-templated transcription. The record is from RefSeq and is a predicted model, not a curated record. Gene Ontology annotation, molecular function: DNA binding.